Messenger RNA from Dinoponera quadriceps, 604 nucleotides. Its product is annotated as tctex1 domain-containing protein 1-like. NCBI's taxonomy places the organism in Eukaryota, Metazoa, Arthropoda, Insecta, Hymenoptera, Formicidae. The record is from RefSeq and is a predicted model, not a curated record. The transcript is spliced from 3 exons. Gene Ontology annotation, molecular function: dynein intermediate chain binding. Gene Ontology annotation, biological process: microtubule-based movement. Gene Ontology annotation, cellular component: cytoplasm; cytoplasmic dynein complex. Bases 1 to 483 code for a protein of 160 amino acids.
AUGCCAUUGCAACCCGAGGUGAACGACAAAAUUUGCGACGACAAUGAGGCACCGAAAUAUCACAAUACUUAUCGCACGGAGCCGCGGAAUCCAUUCAAGAUCGACCAAGUGGACAAGAUAGUGAAAUCGGUAAUGAACAAUCGUCUGGAGGAACUCACGUAUGACGACGCGGAGUGUGUUAAAUUAUGCGGCGACAUCGCGGCGGAGAUACGCCGACGUGUGAAGAAACUCAACUUUAAUAGGUAUUCGCUGAUCGCACAGAGAGAGAGAGAGAUGUUCGUCAUGCUUGGCAGCCGAUUCACCGUCGUCACUUCCAGGCAUAAAAUCGUCGUCGUCGUUACGAUCAUCGAGAAGGUCAGCCAGUCCUUGGAGACGACUAUCGGCUACUUGUGGGACAGCGAGAAGGAUAAUUACUCCGUUUUCUCCUUCGAGGGCCGGACUUUUCACGCUCAUUGCUGCGUAUUCGGUCUUUAUUACGAGUAGAGAGUAGCCUGCGGCACUCCGAGAAUGCACGAAAAUAUUAUAUGAUAUAAAGUGGUGCAAAACACGCAGAACGUUAUACUAACGAAUGUGAGAGAAUUCCAACGCCGGAGAUUAAUUUGCU